GCGAGCCGGGCGCGGGGCCGCCGGGACUCCGCUAGUGCGCAUGGGCAGGCGUCCUCCUCCGCCCCGGCUGACCCCUUGUUUCCACCGUUGGCUGAAAAACUGGGAAAGCCGUUACCUGAGCGUUACCGGUUGUCGACAUGGCUGAGGAAAAAGAUUGCCUGAGGGGAGUCGUAGAGAAGGACGAGGAGCCGGUGGUGACCAUUACCGGUGGUGCGUACUCUGGGAAGCAGGCGGCGGCGGAGGAGCCGAUGAAGGUGGAAGCGGCGGCGGGGGCUGAUGCCUGCUCUGACGACCUGAGCUGUGGGGAGGCCGACAUCGACCCAAGCCUGCUGGAGCUAGUGGAUGAGGAGAAAUGCCGGAGUAUCCGCAAGCAGUACCGGCAGCUCAUCUAUAACGUCCAGCAGAACCGUGAAGACAUAGUGAACACGGAGGGCGAGUCCUUAACCGAGGCUCUCGAAGAAGCCAACGUCCUGUUUGAUGCAGUGAGUCGAACGAGAGAAGCGGCCCUCGACGCUCAGUUUCUUGUUUUGGCUUCUGCUUUGGGUAAAGAAAAAGCAAAGCAGCUGAACUCUGACAUGAGCCUUUUCAAUCAGGUGGCAUUUUGUGAUUUUCUGCUUAUAUUUGUGGGUCUAAACUGGAUGGAAGAUGAUGGAUGUGAUGCGCUGAGUGACUGUGAUGAUAAUAUAGUUCGCUCUUUUUGGGAGACAGUACAAAAGGAAGCAACGUCGUGGAUGCUGCAAGCUGAAACAUUCCACUUUAUAUUCGGUUCAUUCAAAUCAGAGACUUCCGCGCAGAAGCCCCGACUUGAGCACCGGAAAAAAGUUCACAGAAUGGAAGGAAACGGGGAUAUGCCUACAAAGCUGAGGAAGCUGGACCUGUGUAGUAAUCAAGAAGCGACAGAAAAAGAAGUAGAAAGAAUCUUGGGAUUGUUGCAAACGUACUUUCGAAAGUAUCCUGAUACUCCCGUGUCCUAUUUUGAAUUUGUGAUUGACCCAAACUCUUUCUCUCGUACUGUGGAGAAUAUAUUUUAUGUUUCUUUCAUUAUAAGGGAUGGUUUUGCAAGAAUAAGGCUUGACCAAGACAGGCUGCCAAUAUUGGAGCCCAUUAAUAUUAACCAUGUGGGUGAGGGGAAUGAUUCCAGUUCCCAUUGCAGGAAACAAGGAGUUAUAUCUUUGAGUUUACAGGACUGGAAAAAUAUUGUGGCAACUUUUGAAAUUUCAGAGGCCAUGAUCACAAACUCGUACUAAAGAUUUUUGUUCUUGGUGUAGGAGACAUUUUGUGGCUUUUCUUAAGCAUCUCAAAGGGAGAGUAAAAUCCAAACAGAAGCACAUAUUGUAUCUCUUGUAAAGUGAAAAAGUAUUUUCAAGAACAUCAGAAAUUGUUUCACUGUGCAGUGUAUUUUUCUUGGUAGUUUAUAAAGUUGUCAUUAUCUUCUGUUGCUAAAAAAGUUUCACUGGCAUGUUC
Molecule: messenger RNA, 1464 nt
Organism: Mesoplodon densirostris (Blainville's beaked whale)
Lineage: Eukaryota; Metazoa; Chordata; Mammalia; Artiodactyla; Ziphiidae
Gene: EID3
Product: EP300 interacting inhibitor of differentiation 3
Exons: 1
Coding region: 138-1247 (369 amino acids)
Biological process (GO): DNA repair
Cellular component (GO): Smc5-Smc6 complex; nucleus
Source: RefSeq, a predicted model, not a curated record